UCUGUCUUUCAGUCUAGGGCUAGGCUACAAAACCGCAUUCUUAUGCGCAAAACAUGCGCAGCUGUGAGCGCAAAAUAAAUAGUUCCGCACACAGACCCAGAGAAAAAAAGUUCUCAUGCUGGGCUGGACAGAACACCACCCGGAGUACCUAGCUAACGUUACGAGGAUUGGGAGCACGCCAAAGACAGCUAACGUAAACUGGGCUUCAUCAAAUCUGGAGGUCCUUUUAACCCAAUAAGAUUUGCUAGCCAAGCGGCGAGAGAAAUAGCAACUUAUAAUGGCCUCGGAAGAGCUUUAUGAGGUUGAGAGAAUUGUGGACAAACGGAAGAACAAGAAAGGAAAGAUUGAGUACCUGGUGCGCUGGAGGGGCUAUGGCUACGAGGGGGACACCUGGGAGCCCGAGACGCACCUCUCUGCCUGUGUGGAGUUCAUUCACGAUUUUAAUCGGCAACACGGCGAAAGACAGAGAGACAGUACUUUACUGCGCUCCACUCGAAGCACUCCCAGCACGACCCACAGUUCGAGAAACAACGCCCGCAAACAGAUCUGCAGGCCUCAGCCACACAGUGGAGCAGGAAGCCAUGCUCUAGUAAAACCCGGGAAUGCCUCUUCCCCCACCGCAGCAGCUACGGCCAUCUCGAAACCGUUGCCACCACUUGACCCUGGCGUGGCACACACUAGAACGAAUAUGCAGCUUAACUUGAGCCAAAAGUACAGUGUUUCGGCCACCGGUGACAUUUGUAGACCUGGCUUCACAAGCGGGCCUGCGGCUUCUCCGGUGGGCACGGUGCGUCGGAGCAUGGACCUGGCGAAGUCCGGGAUCAAAAUCCUAGUACCCAAAAGCCCCAUGAGCAGCCGAGCGGACUCUGAGUCGUCGCCUAGCGAGGCGGCCCACUGUCUGGAGCAAGGGGGUCAGGAACAGGACUCUGUGCCCCCAGAGGUAGCCCUUUUGGAAAAGCCUCCAGGGUUGUUGCUGGGGCCUGGGGAAGAAAGAGCGCGCAUGGGGACCCGGCCCAGGAUUCAAAGCCAAAGCCCAUUAAUUCCUCAGCAAGUUCCCAUCACCCCCGCAUCAAUACGCACACUCAAUGGGAAAGGUACAUCAACACUCAUGGAGGCUCUGGCGGCCAAUGGGACAGCUAGCCUACAGAGUGCAGUGGCAGGAGUCACUGCAGUCUCCGGGGUGGCAGGGAAACGGCGCUUCGAGGAGCAGCGCUCAGUCUUCGACAAGCGCCUUCGGUUCAGCGUCCGGCAGACUGAGAGUGCCUACCGCUAUAGGGACCUUGUCGUCAAGAAGCAGGAUGGCUUCACCCACAUCCUGCUCUCCACCAAGUCCUCGGAGAACAACUCACUUAACCCCGAUGUGAUGAAGGAGAUGCAGAGUGCCAUGGCCACGGCGGCGGCAGACGACAGCAAGCUGGUCCUGCUGAGCGCCGUGGGUAGCAUCUUCUGCUUCGGCCUGGACUUCAUCUACUUCAUUAGACUGCUCACCGACGACCGCAAGAAGGAGAGCAUCAAGAUGGCUGAGACCAUUAGGACAUUCGUGAACACAUUCAUUCAAUUCAAGAAGCCCAUCAUCGUAGCGGUGAAUGGACCGGCGGUGGGCCUCGGAGCCUCUAUCCUCCCGCUGUGUGACGUUGUCUGGGCCAACGAGAAAUCCUGGUUUCAGACGCCCUAUACCACCUACGGACAGACACCCGACGCUUGCGCCUCCCUCACCUUCCCUCGCAUCAUGGGCGUGGCCUCGGCCAAUGAGAUGUUGCUGAGUGGGCGGAAGCUGACAGCCCAGGAGGCCUGCGCUAAAGGCCUCGUGUCCCAGGUGCUGUGGCCUGGGACUUUCACUCAGGAGGUGAUGGUUCGCAUUAGGGAGCUAGUCACUUGUAAUUCAGUUGUCCUGCGGGAGUCCAAAGCACUGGUGCGAAACACAAACCGGGCCGCCCUGGAGCAGGCCAAUGAACGUGAGUGCGAGGCGCUGAAGAGAGUGUGGGGCUCUUCGCAAGGGGUGGACUCCAUCCUCAAAUACCUGCAGAAGAAGAUUGAUGAGUUUUAAGGAAAGCACGUAUUCCCCCUACGUUCCCAAAUAACCAGAAAAACAUGGCGUUCAAUCUGUAGCCUCUCAAUAUCCCACCAUCCCUCUUGCAUGUAUGAGAGUACAGUGCAUUCGGAAAGUAUUCAGACCCCUCUACCUUUUCCACGUUUUGUUACUUUACAACCUUAUUCUAAAAUACAUCGAUUUAAAAAAACAAAAUCCUCAAUCUACAAACAAUACCCCAUAACGACAAAGCAAAAACUAGUUUAGAAAUUUUUGCACAUUUAUUACAAAUAAACUACUGAAAUAUCCCAUUUACGUAAGUAUUCAGACCCUUUACUCAGUACUUUGUUGAAGCACGUUUGGCAGCGAUUACAGCCUUGAGUCUUCUCUGGAGCAAGUUUUCAUUGAGGAUCUCUCUGUACUUUGCUCUGUCCUUAUUUCCCUCGAUCCUGACUGAUCUCCCAGUUCCUGCUGCGGAAAAACAUCCCCACAGCAUGAUGUUGUCACCACCAUGCUUCACAUUAGGGAUGGUGCCAGGUUUCCUCCAGACGUGAUGCUUGGAAUUCAGGCCAAAGAGUUCAACCUUGGUUUCAUCAGACCAGAGAAUAUUGUUUCUCAUGGUCUGAGAGUCUAGGUGCCUUUUUAGCAAACUCCAUAGCGGGCUGUCGUGUGCCUUUUUACUGAGGAGUGGCUUCUGUCUGGCCACUCUACCAUAAAGGUCUGAUUGGUGGAGUAGUGCAGUGAUGGCUGUCCUUCUGAAAGGUUCUCCCAGCUUCACAGAGGAACUGUGGAGCUCUGUCAGUGAACAUUGUGUUCUUGGUCACCUCACUGACAAUUCCUUCGACCUCAUGGCUUGGCUUUUGCUCUGACAUGCACUGUCAACUGUAGGACCUCUUAUAUAGACGGGUGUGCCUUUCCAAAUCAUGUCCAAUCGAGUGAACUUACAACCGGUGGACUCCAAGUUGAAGAAACAUCUCAAGGAUUAUCAAUGGAAACGGGAUGCACCUGAGCUCAAUUGAGUCUCAUAGCAAAGGGUCUGAAUACUUAUGUAAAUUCUCAGAUUUUUAUUUUUGAAUAAAUGUAAACAUUUCUAAACCUGUUUUUGCUUCGUCAUUAUGAGGUAUUGUCGAUUGCUGAGAAACAUUUUAUUUAAUCCAUUUUUAGAAUAAGGCUGUAACAAAAUGUGGAAAGUCAAGGGGUCUGAAUAUUUUCAGAAGGAACUGUAUGUAAUAAAUUGUAUGUGCACACAUUGAAGGGGACCAGCUAAAAAUAACAUUUGUAGACGUUCCUGCUAGACCUUUAAAUCCCGCCUUCCUAGCAUCCUGAUAACCUUGUGUUGACCCUUUACCCAAUAACCCUGACUUACGAAAUACAAUUUCCCAUGCUGCAUUACAGGUUCAACUAAAUUGAAGGGAUUGGAGGAGGAGAAGACAUUGAAUACACAAUGUGUCUUACAUAACAGGGUAUCUGUCCUACUCAGCUCGGGAUUGAUUUGGGUUGGAUGUUGUAUCAACAUGGAUCAGCAUUUAUUUAUGAUGUAACGAAAGAGCAAAUGUAAACAUUCAACAAAAACCCAAGCGACUUCCAUUGUGGAGCUUUGCACUAAGAUGUGAUGCUCUGAACUCAAUUAAGCUGUGUUGGAACUAACUCUUGGGAAAACAGUGUAGCCCAGUGGAUUGGCGGCUUAUUGGAUUCUCUACAUUAACUUUUUCUUUAGACUCCUGUAAGACUUUCCAUACAAAACAGGACUUAUUGCUAUUAAGUUGAAUAACGCCUAGGAUUCAAUCAAAGGCCCGUUGUUGAUAAGCAUAGAGCACUUCACUUUUGAAGGUAAUUUACGCCUGAGAUCUUCGAACGUCAGGGAAGUUUGUCAACAGUGUAGUGCUUUAACAACGCGCCUUUUAAUUGAAUCCGGUCCGAAGUCUGUCUCAGACGAACAUUUAAAGCUCUCGACUGUAUUUAGGUUUGUCUAACUGAUAUAGUCUCUAGAUAUUUCACCCAGGUAGUCUUUUUAUUUAUCUUAUUUGGCUUUGGGGACGGUAUGUGCUACCAAACAGUUUCUAUGGUAAAUUAUUUUGUUUUAAGUUAAGACUUUUAUUAGAAUAUUAUAAUUAAAUAUUCUGCAGCUUCUGAAUUAUUCCUUCCAUGAAACAUGCCCGCAAGGGAGAGACAAUUACAAUAUUCUAAUGCAAUAUUUGUAUGCAGUUGUGAUGAGGCUAGGGUACACAUUAAGGCUCUAGCUAAGCUCCAAAGCAGUGCCUUGUCCUUUACUUAUUUUUCCAUGACUUCACAAAUUGUGGGUUCUGAUCUGACGCGAUUAUCAGUGAGAAUAGCCUGUAAUGUUAUUGCAGUGAAAUCGGGCCAAUGCAGUGUGAUGUGAUAGUUUAUGAAAACUAUCCAAAAAAAGGCACAUGCCAAGACAUGUUUAAUAAAUAUAAUCAGGGAAAACAUGUCAUUUCUCAGUACCAUGAAUAUAGUACCAUAAAUACAUCAGGCACAUGCUUACCCUGAUGUAUUUGUUAAACAUGUCUUGGCAUGUGAGCCUUUUGGAUAGUUAAUAUUCAUGGUACUGAUUUUAAAAUGGUGGAAAAUGUAAUUAUUUAUAUUGUCUGAAAGUAUAUGAAGUAUUUAAAUAUUUAAAGUGCAGCUGGUUUGGACAAAGUAGUUUGUUUUUGAGUCAUUGCUCAUGGUUUGUAAUUGCUGUUACUUCACAUUUAAAAAAUAUAUAUCUUCUUGGGUCAGUCUCACUAUCCACAUCAGAAUUCAGUUUUGGCAUUCAUACAUACUGUGCACUCUGAAAGUAAUCAGACCUUGACUUUCUCCACAUUUGUUACAUUACAGCCUUGUUCUAAAAUGUAUUUAAUAGUCCCCCCCAAUCUACACACCUCAUAAUGAAAACGCAAAAACAGGUUUAGAAUUUCUUAAUUCAUUACAAAUAAACAUAAUUCACAUUUACAUAAGUAAAGCACCUUUGGCAGCGUUUACAACCUUGAGUCUUCUUGGUUCUGACGCUACAAGCUUGGCACACCUGUAUUUGGGGAGUUUCUCCCAUUCUUCUCUGCAGAUCCUCAAGCUCUGUCAGGUUGGAUGGGGAGUGUUGAUGCACAACCAUUUUCAGGUCUCUCUAGAGAUGUUCAAGUCCGGGCCACUCAAGGACAUUGAGACUUGUCAUGAAGCCACUCCUGCGUUGUCUUGGCUGGGUGCUUAAGGUGUUUGUCCUGUUAGAAGGUGAACCUGCUGUUCACUGACAGAGCUCCAGAGUUCCUCUGUGGAGAUGGGAAGAUCUUCCAGAAGGACAACCAUCUCAGCAGCACUCCACCAAUCAGGCCUUUAUGGGAGAGUGGCACGACAGCCCACUAGGAGUUUGCCAAAAGGCACUUAAAGGACUCUGAUCAUGAUAAAUAUCAGAUUCUGUGGUCUGAUGAAACCACGAAUUAAUACUUUGGCCUGAAUGCACCAUCACUACGGUGAAGCAUAGUGGUGGUAGCAUCAUGCUGUGGGGAUGUUUUUCAGCUUUAGGAAGAGUCUUGGUGGUUCCAAACUUAAUUUAAGAAUGAUUGAGGCCACUGUGUUCUUGUGGACAUUCAAUGCUGCAGACAUUUUUUGGUACCCUUCCACAGAUCUGUGACUUGACACAAUCCUUCCUGUCUCUGGCCUCUACGGACCAUUCCUUUGACCUCAUGGCUUGGUUUUUGCGCUGACAUGCACUGUCAACCGUGGGACCUUAUAUAGACAUGUUUGUGCCUUUCCAAAUCAUGUCGAAUCAAUUGAAUUUACCACAGGUGGGCACCAAUCAAGUUGUAAAAACUUCUCAAGGAUGAUCAAUGGAAACAGGAUGCACCUGUGCUCAAUUUCGAGUCUCGUAGCAAAGGGUCUAAAUAUUUGUCCUUUACUCCUUUUAAUACAUUUGCAAACAUUUCUAAAAACCAGUUUUUCCUUUGUCUCAUUAUGGGGUAUUGUGUGUAGAUUGAGAAAAAACAAUGCAUUUAAUCAAUUUGAGAAUAAGGCUGUAAAGUAACUAAAUGUGGAAAAAGUCAAGGGGUCUGAAUACUUUCCGAAUGCACUGUAGAGGUAUCCGAUUGUUACCACUGCACAUUUCAUUCACAUUACAGAUUAAGGGCUGGAUAACAUUUAAAGAGACUUGUUUUUUUUUGUCUUUGACCUAUACCCUCUCCAGGAAAGAUGCAAUUUGCCCCCAAAUAUUGUGCCUGAUAAGCAUGUCAUAUCUCCUUGUUUUAUUAAACAUUUGUAUCACUGAAGGCUGAUUAGAAAUUUUAGCAGCCAUUUAACACUUGGACCAGAGUAGCUUAGUUAAUGUAUACAUAAGAUCACCCAUACUGCACCUCCUCAAUCCAAUGUUUUAAGCAUUUUUCUUGUUGACAAAAAGUGCAAGAGAUUAUUUAAACAAUGUGUCUUAUGUUAACACAGCAUGAUGCCAAGAGGCUUGUCUAGUCACACAGAAUUCACUCUGUUGAAAUUGGCCCUAUUUUGGUACAGCAGCAAAAUAUUUUACUAAGUCUGAAUUGUAUAACCCUCACCCUUCCAAUUUUUCAGGCUGAAGAACUACAGUAUGUACUGUGUGAACUGCCUUUAGACUGAAAUCCUGGUACAGUAUGUUUGCAUACAGUACAAGGGACCUAUUUUGUUGUACAGUAAGUAUAAUAUUUACUAUCUGUAAAGUUGUUUUUAUAUAGAUGCUGAAAUCUAUACUCGCUAUGAAAAUAAACUGUUAGAACUUGUUAA
Oncorhynchus nerka (sockeye salmon) is the source of this 6772-nucleotide messenger RNA. RefSeq names its product chromodomain Y-like protein. Lineage: Eukaryota; Metazoa; Chordata; Actinopteri; Salmoniformes; Salmonidae. The transcript has 7 exons. Gene Ontology annotation, molecular function: transcription corepressor activity. Gene Ontology annotation, cellular component: nucleus. The record is from RefSeq and is a predicted model, not a curated record. Bases 278 to 2047 code for a protein of 589 amino acids.